Rotaria socialis is the source of this 1152-nucleotide messenger RNA. The record is from the annotation of a GenBank genome assembly. Lineage: Eukaryota; Metazoa; Rotifera; Eurotatoria; Philodinida; Philodinidae.
AUGUCUAGUUGGUUUACAUCGGUUAUUCAAUCCGUUCGUGAUAAAUCCGUUGAUGCGUUGGACUUCGUACGUAGAGAUUUAGCUGAAUUUACAACAACAGUUAAGAGUGAUACAGAAAUUUAUUUGAAUCAAGUUGCCAAUCAAGAUAUGGGAGAGCUUGGUUUUAAUCGACUCGUGUCAAAAUUAAGUGGUCCUGCUAAAGCUGAUACUGAUAAUGGAAAACAUAUUCAUGCAACACCAUCAUUCGAUCGAAUUCAUAAUGAACUAGCUCGUUUACAAAAUGAUGAAUCAACAUAUUUAAGUGAUCCUAUUCCAGAUGAAGCCUAUGAAACAUGGCGUCAAACAACAAAUUUCAAUGUUGAAGCACGUAAAGGAGAUAUAUCCCGGCUAUUAAUUGAUGUUCCACAUGUUCGUUCAUAUUACGCCCGUUUUGUACCAGCACAAACGACACAUGUUGAUUUUUGGUCUCGAUAUUAUUAUCGAUUGCAUCUUAUUGAAGAAGAAGAAACACGAAGAACACAAUUAUUACGACGUGCACACGAAAUUUGCUCGGAAAAUAACGAUAAUACUGGAAAAAAUAAUGAAAAUGAUUGGGAUGAACCAGAUGAUGAAUGGUCAAAAGAACCAUCGAGUGCAACUCAGGAAUCAACUGAAAAGAUUAUUCCUAUGGAAAAACAAGAAUCACGUGACGAAACUGUUCCUACGGAAAAACAAGAAUCACGUGACGAAAUUGUUCCUACGGAAAAACAAGAAUCACGUGACGAAAUUGUUCCUACGGAAAAACAAGAAUCACGUGACGAAAUUGUUCCUAUGGAAAAACAAGAAUCAAUUCAAGAAAGCCCUGCAGUUGAGUAUCAACAGGAACUCGCAAUAGUAAAAGAAGAUUUGGAAAUAACACCCAAUGAACGAAAAGAAAGUGAUACAGUUUCAGGCGAUAGUUGGGAACGUGAGUUUGAUGAAGCUGAUGUUACUUCACCAGUUGUAGCAAUAGCAUCGCACGCAGAGCCAUUAACAGAAUCCAAAGAAACAACUACUUCUGAAAGCUUAUCAUCAUCAACAGUAACAACAACAACAACAACAACACCAUUAUUAUCAUCGCCAAACAAUAAAACGCCUAACGAGUUUGAUGAUGACUGGGAAUCAUGGGCAUAA